UUCAGUUCAGAUCUUCAAAACGGAUUCUCAUCCUUAAUUGUUGCAUACAAGUUUUUGCGUAAUUUGUUUUCUUUAUGGCGCCAAAUUAAAACCCAGCAAACACUCGAAGACUUAAAAUGGCGUCUACUUAACUCCAUCUCUCAAAAAUUUCACCAUCCUUUAACCUUUCUUCAUUUUCUCUCUCUUCCCUUCACUUUCUCUCUCCUCAACAUGAAACGUCAAAGAUCAAUUCUCUCAUUCUUCCAGAAACCUUCAUCGGAAAAUCGCAAUCUCGGUGCUGGAGAUAAGCUCAAUGGCGGAGAAACUCCGUGUAAGUUUUCUUCGCUGGAAAGCUUUAAUAGCGGAACUAUUCAACCUAAUGAAUUUACUUCUAAACCUGCAAUUUCUUCGGUUGAAGAAGUUCAAGGUGCCGAUACACCUCCGGAGAAAGUUCCUCGUCAGGUUAUGGUUGAUAAUUUAACUCCUGUUGAUGAGAUGAAGAAAUCUACAGUUUUUUCUAGUAUUAUGCAUAAAUUUGUCAAGAGUGGUGACAAUAACAAAGUUUCUCAGCGGACCCAAGACAACGAUGGUUCCUCAAUUAUUUACUCAAUGUUUGACAUAUUUAAUGAUUGCAAAGAAGUGCCGAAGGACUCUUCCUCUUCUUUGAUUCAGGAGAGUAUUUCUAAUGCAAAGCUUCAAGACUGUCUGUUAGAUAGCAAAGAUGAUGUCAAUGUUGUCCAACCAGAAACUCCAUUGGGCCGACCAUUUGUUCCACGCAUGAAGCGUGUUCAGGAGAAUUGUACUGAUUUUGAGGAUAAAACUGACUUCGACCUGACAAAAUCUAGCAAAAGAGUGAAAUUUCUUGCGGAAGAUUCAAAGCCAGAGAACAAGAUUCCCUUAGAUGUUUCAGAAGUUGCUAGCAAGUUUGAGUGGCUCCAUGCUUCUAAAAUUAAGGAUGCGAAUCGAAGAAGGCCUAGUGACCCUCUCUAUGAUAAAAGGACGCUUUAUAUACCACCUGACACCUUGAAGAAAAUGUCUGCAUCACAGAAACAGUAUUGGAGUGUGAAAUGUCAGUAUAUGGAUGUGCUGCUGUUCUUUAAAGUUGGGAAAUUCUAUGAACUUUAUGAGCUAGAUGCUGAAAUAGGGCACAAGGAACUGGAUUGGAAAUUAACAAAUAGUGGUGUGGGGAAAUGUAGACAGGUUGGUAUUUCUGAAAGUGGCAUUGAUGAAGCUGUGCAGAAGUUGGUUGCUCGAGGGUAUAAAGUUGGACGAAUGGAGCAACUAGAGACAUCAGAUCAAGCAAAAGCAAGGGGUGCAAGUGCUGUGAUCCCUAGAAAGUUGGUUAAUGUGAUCACACCAUCAACAAUAGCUGAUGAAAAUGUUGGCCCUGAUGCUGUUCAUCUUCUUGCAAUAAAGGAGGGGUCUAUUGAGGUAGAUGGUGGUACAACAACAUUUGGGUUUGCUUUUGUUGAUUGUGCUGCAUUAAAAAUUUGGAUUGGUUCUGUCAGUGAUGAUGCUUCCUGUGCUGCUUUAAUGGCCUUGUUAAUGCAAGUGUCUCCCAAGGAAAUUAUUUAUGAAAGUAGAGGUUUAUCUAAAGAAGCUCAGAAAGUAAUUAGAAAGUAUUCAUCUACAGGCUCCAACAGUGUACAGCUUACACCCACGUUUCCUGUUAAUGGUUUUCCGGGUGAUAUUGGAGUUAAGGAUGUGAUCCAGUCAAAGAAAUAUUUUAAAAAUUCUUGUGACCUGUGGGAUCAUCUGCUUGAUGGUGUAACAAAUCAUGAAGUUACCCUAUGUGCUUUGGGUGGUCUUAUUGAUCAUUUAUCCAGAUUGAUGUUGGAUGAUGUUUUAUGCAAUGGAGAUGUGUUUCCAUACCAAGUAUAUAGGGGUUGCCUCAGAAUGGAUGGACAGACACUAAUCAAUCUUGAGAUUUUCAAUAACAAUGCUGAUGGUGGUUCAACUGGAACAUUAUUCAAACAUCUUGAUAAUUGUAUAACAUCUUCGGGGAAGCGACUUUUGAGGAGUUGGAUUUGUCAUCCAUUAAAAAAUGUUGAGCAAAUCAAUAAUAGGCUUAAUGUGGUUGAAGCUUUAGUUAUGCAACCAGAAAUCAUGUUGGUUGUGGCACAAUAUCUUCGCAAAAUUCCAGAUUUAGAAAGAUUGCUUGGCAAUGUUAAAGCUAUGGUUAAUUCACAAGCCAUACUCAUGUUACCCUUGGUUGGGAAGAAAACAUUGAAACAAAGGGUGAAAGUAUUUGGCACUCUUGUUAAGGGUUUAAGAACUGGAAUGGACUUGCUGCUUGUACUACAAAAUGAAGAGCAUAUCAAGUCAUUGCUAUUGAAAAUUUUUUAUUUUCCUGAGCGUAGUGGGCAUGACACGCUCAGUGAGUUUCUACACCAAUUUGAAGCUACUAUAGAUAGUGACUUCCCUAAGUAUCAGGAUCACGAUGCAACAGAAACCGAUGCUGAGACACUCUCUAUUUUGAUCGAGUUAUUUGUUGAGAAAUAUAGUCAAUGGUCUCAAGUCAUAUUUUCCCUUAAUUGCAUAGACGUCUUAAGAUCUUUUGCCGCCAUCGCUAUUGAUUCAAGGGGAUGUAUGUGUCGGCCUUCCAUCCUACCAGAGUCUACCUUUGUUUCUGUUUGUCAAAAUAACAAAGGACCUAUACUUAAAAUCAAAGGAUUGUGGCAUCCAUUUGCCCUCAGAGAAUUUGGAGUUCCUGUGCCAAAUGACAUAGUUCUGGGAGAGGAUACAAAUAGCCAAAAUCCCCGAACUCUUCUGUUGACUGGACCAAACAUGGGGGGCAAAUCAACGCUCUUGCGUGCUAGUUGUCUAGCAGUUAUAAUGGCACAGCUUGGCUGCUAUGUUCCAUGUGAGAUGUGUGUUCUAUCAGUUGCAGACAUUAUUUUCACUAGGCUUGGUGCAACUGAUCGAAUUAUGACGGGUGAAAGUACAUUUUACAUUGAGUGUGCGGAAACAGCAUCAGUUCUCCAAAAUGCAACACAAGACUCCCUUGUCCUACUCGAUGAGCUGGGUCGAGGAACAAGUACUUUCGAUGGAUAUGCCAUAGCAUAUGCUGUAUUUCGCCAUUUAAUUGAGAAGGUAAACUGUCGCUUACUGUUUGCCACACAUUACCACCCACUGACAAAGGAAUUUGCAUCGCAUCCUCAUGUUUCUCUACAACACAUGUCCUGUGCUAUGAGGCCUACAUCCUCAUCAGGAAAGGACUUUGAUUUGGUGUUUCUCUAUCGACUUGCAUCUGGAGCUUGUCCUGCAAGCUACGGCUUACAGGUGGCUCUUAUGGCUGGAAUACCCAAACAGGUAGUAGAAGCAGCUUCAACUGCAAGCGAGGCGAUGAAAGAGAUGAUAGGUGCAAGCUUCAAGUCAAGCGAGCAAAGAUCAGAGUUCUCUACGCUACAUGAACAGUGGUUUAAAACCAUACUUUCUCUUGCAUGUGAGCAAGGUAAUUUUGAUGAUGAUACAUAUGAUUCCCUAUUUUGCUUAUGGCAUGAGCUAAAAACCUCAUAUAGGAAAUCUUUAGCUCCUGUAUAAAGCAUUGCAAUGCUGCUUUUGUCCCUAAUUUUCAUUGUAAAUACUUGUAGCCUUCUACCCAACCUACAAAUAUUUCGGUCUAUUGCUGUAACAGAAAAUCCGAGACCCUAUUUCUAGUAGGGAAAAAUUUUGAGAUUAUUAUCAAGCUCUCCAUUUUUAGGUGAUUCAUGCUAUAGGAACUUCGGCGUGUAGGUUAUGGCUUGAUUACUAUUAUUGUAGUGAAAUGCUAUUUGAAAUGUUUGGAAGUAUGAUACGCACCAUAUUAUCAAUA
Messenger RNA from Amaranthus tricolor (Joseph's coat), 3793 nucleotides. RefSeq names its product DNA mismatch repair protein MSH7. The record is from RefSeq and is a predicted model, not a curated record. Bases 211 to 3522 code for a protein of 1103 amino acids. Gene Ontology annotation, biological process: mismatch repair. NCBI's taxonomy places the organism in Eukaryota, Viridiplantae, Streptophyta, Magnoliopsida, Caryophyllales, Amaranthaceae. The transcript has 17 exons. Gene Ontology annotation, cellular component: nucleus; MutSalpha complex. Gene Ontology annotation, molecular function: ATP-dependent DNA damage sensor activity; mismatched DNA binding; ATP binding.